Impatiens glandulifera is the source of this 1861-nucleotide messenger RNA. RefSeq names its product sucrose transport protein SUC8-like. Gene Ontology annotation, cellular component: plasma membrane; vacuole. Bases 53 to 1639 code for a protein of 528 amino acids. The record is from RefSeq and is a predicted model, not a curated record. Gene Ontology annotation, molecular function: sucrose:proton symporter activity. Gene Ontology annotation, biological process: sucrose transport. Lineage: Eukaryota; Viridiplantae; Streptophyta; Magnoliopsida; Ericales; Balsaminaceae. The transcript has 5 exons.
UCCCUUUUCUACUCUUCUUUUUUUCACCACAACCAAAAUCAAAUCAUAGAAAAUGGAGUCUAAUGGCGAUAAACUGGCUGAGAAUGAAAAGAACCUUUCAUCUCUUCAACUGGAGGACAAACCUCCGGUGGUGGUCGGAGGUUCCUCAAUCGGAAAAAUCCUAUUAGUUGCAUCUAUAGCCGCCGGAGUUCAAUUCGGCUGGGCCUUACAACUAUCUCUUCUAACACCUUACGUCCAACUUUUGGGUAUACCCCACAAAUGGGCAGCCUAUAUCUGGCUUUGUGGACCCAUUUCCGGCAUGAUUGUCCAACCACUCGUCGGUUAUUAUAGUGAUCGAUGCACUUCCCGUUUCGGCCGUCGCCGACCCUUCAUUCUCUCCGGCGCCUUUCUUGUAGCUAUCGCCGUCUUCCUAAUCGGUUACGCCGCCGAUAUAGGCCAUCGAGGUGGCGAUCUCUUGGAGAAGGGAAAGAUCAAACCGAGAGCCAUAGCUGUUUUCAUAGUAGGAUUCUGGAUCCUUGAUGUUGCUAAUAACACUCUUCAAGGACCUUGCCGAGCUUUUCUCGCAGAUUUAUCUGGCGGAAGUGCUAGUAAAAUGAGGAUAGCGAAUUCGUUAUUCUCGUUCUUCAUGGCCGUCGGGAAUGUGUUGGGAUACGCCGCCGGUAGCUAUGAUAAACUCUAUAAACUGUUUCCAUUCACCGCCACGGUUGCUUGUGAUCAUUAUUGCUCGAAUCUUAAGAGUUGCUUUUUCCUGUCGAUUAUCUUGUUGGGAAUUGUAACCGUUCUAGCACUUUCUCUGGUCGGCGAACAACAGUUUAUCCCUGCCGAACCUGCCCUGAAUAAGGCGGGCGAUGUUGUCGGAAAAGAAGGGAAAUGCACUGUCCCUUUCUUCGGUCAACUGUUAGGUGCGUUGAAAGAUCUGCCUAGACCCAUGUGGAUUUUGAUGCUGGUUACGAGUUUGAACUGGAUUGCUUGGUUUCCUUUUCUGUUAUACGAUACUGAUUGGAUGGGUAAAGAAGUGUACGGCGGGAAAGUGGACGAGGGAAGGACUUAUGGAGUCGGGGUUCGAGCUGGGGCGGUUGGUUUGAUUCUGAACUCGGUUGUGUUGGGAUUUGUGUCGUUGGCGAUUGAGCCAUUGGGUAGGGUUCUUGGAAAAGCUAAGCGAUUAUGGGGAAUCGUUAAUAUCAUAUUGGCUAUAUGUUUGGUGAUGACGGUCGUUGUCUCCAAGAAGGCGGAGUCUUGGCGGCACAUGGCGACGACAAACGGGGUUAAUACGUUAGAAACGUCGCCGCCAGAUGCCAUCAAGGCUAGUGCCCUUGUGAUCUUUGCCAUCCUUGGUAUCCCACUUGCUGUGACUUUUAGCAUACCAUUUGCCUUGGCAUCCAUUUUCUCUAGCUCGGCUGGUGCUGGACAAGGUCUGUCUUUGGGUGUGCUGAAUUUGGCAAUUGUCAUUCCCCAGAUGAUUGUUUCUGUUACUAGUGGACCUUUGGACGAUGCUUUUGGGGGAGGAAACUUACCGGCGUUUAUAAUGGGUGCAGUCGCAGCGAUCAUUAGCAGCGUUUUAGCGUUUACAGUGCUUCCUACCCCAAAACUCGACCAAAAUGCUGCCGGAACGCCAACCAUAGGAGGAGGGUUUCAUUGAGAUGCAACUAGUUAAUUAAUAUAAGCAACUUCCUUUUUUUCUUUUUUUUCCCACAAACCUAUAAUAUCUAGGCAGUUUUAAUAUAUAGUUUGCUUUUUAUUUGAUCUUUGAGUGUUUUUUAAUUUGGUGUUUUUCUUUUUCUAUAUAAGAAAAUUGUAAAAACAGAUGUUAGUGUUUGUGUUUUGCUAAUUAAUAAUGUGAAGUGUGGUGUGACUUUAAUGU